Messenger RNA from Microdochium trichocladiopsis, 3338 nucleotides. RefSeq names its product phosphatidylethanolamine N-methyltransferase. The coding region runs from base 364 to 3246 and encodes 960 amino acids. Lineage: Eukaryota; Fungi; Ascomycota; Sordariomycetes; Xylariales; Microdochiaceae. Gene Ontology annotation, molecular function: phosphatidylethanolamine N-methyltransferase activity. The record is from RefSeq and is a predicted model, not a curated record. Gene Ontology annotation, biological process: phosphatidylcholine biosynthetic process. The transcript is spliced from 3 exons.
CCUUGCAAUUUGCUCGACCCGGCUCGCCGGAGCGGUUCGGCCAGCAAACCCUCGACGACGAUUGGAGUGCUGCUCCGGCGCGGGACUGGGAGCUGUCCCCAAGUGCCGGGGCACACCUCCUGCAGUUGUCGGGCCUCGCACCCACGCGGAAGCACACCUGCCUUCUCUGGACUUUUCUCAAACCCGCGCUUCAGAGCAUCUUUUUUCUAAUUCUUCAACCUGCCUUACUGGUUUCUCGCUGGCAACUGGAACCUCAAGACCUCCCUCUCUUACUCCUCCGGGACCUGAAGCAGCCAAGUCCGAGCCGCGUUACUGCAGGCCACGUCGACUUCAGCCCGAGCCCGGAACGCUUGACCCCUCAAGAUGAGCACCUCUCCCGCCGCUGCAGGCGAGCUGCGGCAGAGACACGCAGCCCCUGCAGGUCCUGGCCAGCCAGUUGUCGAUUCGCAUACAGCCAGUCUCGAGGCUGAAGAGGACAACAACACCGACAAUGGCCCGGAUCAACGACCGCACAAGACGUUUGGGCGUACGCCGGACGGCACAGUCUUCACCGUGCCCACUACCCAUGACAUGGUCUCGCAGCUGCUGGACCCUCGGCAGCCAAAGAACCUCUCGGAUGCAGUCGUGCUUGCCAUUCUGGCUGCCCAUGUUGCCGCCCUCUACCUGCUACCGUCCGCUCUCAAGAGGCCAGCCUUUGCCCUCAUCUUCAUGACCUGGCGUGCUGCGUACAAUGUCGGCAUCGGCGUCCUCCUGCGCCUGCAGUCCAACGAGAAGAGGCUGGUGACCUGGGCGCAGAAGUGGCAGCUCUUUGAGCACCCUUCCACCGGCAAGAACCCGCGGCCUUGGCUGUACGACCUGCUCAAGCGGGAGCUCGAGGCUAAGAUCCCCGAAGACUAUGAGUUUGAGAAAGCUCCUCUCGAGUACAACACCUGGCUCGUCUUCCGCAGACUUGUCGACUUAAUCCUCAUGUGUGAUUUCGUCUCGUACUGUCUGUUCGCGAUCGCGUGUGCACACGUCCCCCCGGCGGAGAAUAUCCUGAUCACGGUCGCCAGGACGGUGCUUGGCUUCUCGCUCGUAGCCUUCAACCUCUGGGUCAAGCUUGACGCCCACCGUGUGGUCAAGGACUACGCGUGGUACUGGGGCGACUUCUUCUACCUGAUCGACCAGGAGCUGACUUUCGACGGCGUCUUUGAGAUGGCGCCUCACCCGAUGUACUCAAUUGGAUACGCAGGGUACUACGGUAUUUCCAUGAUGGCCGCCAGUUACUCGGUGCUCUUCAUCUCCAUCAUUGCCCAUGCGGCGCAGUUCGCCUUCCUCGUGCUCGUCGAGAACCCGCAUAUUGAGAAGACCUACAACCCCCCUGCUCCGCGUCAACGUGGGGAAUCGCAGUCGCAAGGCCAGCUCCCUUUGGCGGAUGGCUCCAAGGCGGACAGCACUCCUCCCACGCAACUCGAUCCGCCUUCGCAAAUCCACAAGAUGCUGGGCCUCAAGAAUUUCGAUUUCUUCAGAACUACCGACUACUCGACGGUCCUGCUCAUCGCCUAUCAGAUAGUGCUUGUCAUUGCGACUCCUCAGACCCCCGUCUGGCAAUUCCUGUUCGUCGCCCAUGCCUUCUUCUGGCGUUUAUGGUACUCGGUUGGACUCGGCUUCAUUCUGCAUCGGCAGUCUAGCGACAAGAUGUGGACUCGCCACUUCGUCAAGUUUGGUGAGAGCACGCUCGAGGGCUGGAGACAGUGGAAGGCCAUGUACCACAUCUCGCAAGUCUUGUGCUACUCGUCCUUUAUCACUGCGUGCUGGAAGAUGUACUCGGUCCCGACUGACUGGAACUACGGCUUCGCGCUGCUCCGCCAUGUCCUCGGUGUCGGGCUGACAGCACUGCAUAUGUGGACUGCCAUCAGCAUCUACGAGUCGCUUGGAGAGUUUGGCUGGUUCUUUGGCGAUUUCUUCUUCGACCAUGGCAACAAACUGACUUACCAGUCUAUCUACCGCUUUCUCAACAACCCCGAGCGCAUCAUUGGCACCGCGGGACUUUGGGGUUCUGCGCUUAUCACGUGGAGUCGUUCCAUCUUUCUUCUCGCUCUCACAAGCCACAUCCUUACUUUGGCCUUUCUGCAGUUUGUCGAACAGCCACACAUGCAGAAGAUCUAUGGUCGCAAGCUGAGAGAGGAAGCUGGUCUGACCAAGUUUUUCAAAAAGUCAAUGCCGCCGUAUGUCAAGGAGUGGUCCUCGAGCGUGAACAAGGUCGUGGAUGGAACAUCCCAUUUCGUCGAAGAAUUCCUCGAUGCCGCGCGGCCGAAGCUUGCGGCUGGUGUUUCUACGAUUGUGAGAGACACGACUGCGCUCUUCAACAACUACCCGGCCCGGCUCACACUGACGACUCUGUCACCCGAUCUCGCCGGACUCAACCCCAAGCACUACUCUGUGACGGUCGAAGGAGAAUCCUCUAGUCUGUCUGCCCUAAAUGAGCGUGCUAGCGGCAAAGAGGGCACCUCUGGUCGAUUCCCGAACGAGGCGAACACCAUGAUCUUGGAGUACGGGGCCCCCAUCAAGGUCAAGUGGACGGCUCCCGCGAAUCAUGGCAAGAAGGACUGGAUCGGACUGUACAUGGUUACCGACAACCGCUCGCGUGACGUCAGCGAGGUUUCCUCAUUGGGACGCUGGGUGCCGACCACUCCGAAUCAAUACGAGUCCAUCACGGCCGACCGCGGUAUUCUCAUCUCGGAACAACCCUGCACGACAUCAGAGCACGCCGAUGUCGAUCUUAUUCAAGGCGAGAUAGUGUUCUCUGGAGACAAGCUGUGGUGGACGCAAGGUGUAUUUGAGUUCAGAUACCACCACAACGGCAACCACAACGUCAUGGCCAUCUCACAGCCAUUCGAGAUCCAGAUCUCGAGGUUCUACGAUGAGGAGGUCGAGGUACACUCGGACGGACUGUUCCAGAAAUCGAUCGAGUCCGCGCUGUUGCCUAUUGUUCAAAAUUGCCUGGACCGAGACCCAGACAUUGCACCCAACGAUCCUCAGGAGUCGUUUGGCAGCUUGGUUGCGAGGGAUGGCAAGUACGCCAAGCGGCUGGUGUACGCCAUCCGCCAGAUGUUUGGCAUAGACUUUGCGCCUGCGGUGGUUCCUGCGGACGGGAAUGUGCGGAACUUGGCGUGGAGAAUAUGCAACGCCAAGCAAGUACUUGCGCCGUAUAGCAUGUCUCAAUCGCGAGGUACAACAACACCGGCGGCCGAGAAAAGCCAGUAAGGGUCUGUGAAGUUUUUGCAGUACGCGUCAACCUCGGACCUUCAUUAGACAACGUAUAGAGACGCAAAAUCAAACGAAAAGUCUGCUCUUGA